AUGGACUGCUUCCCUGAGGUAGCGGCCUCCUUCCUGUCCUACCUGCAGGAGAUCGGGGUGCGCGACAGCCGGCGCACCGACUUUGUGGCGCUCCUGGACGAGUUCGCCUCGCGCAUCUACGAGGAGCUCGACUACGAGAAGGAGUGCGCCAACGGCCUGCAGGUGGAGCAGGACAUGGCCCACCUGGAGCGCGUGGUCAUCCCGACAAACUACCCGCAGUAUUGCUCGCGCAAG
Molecule: messenger RNA, 234 nt
Organism: Prorocentrum cordatum
Lineage: Eukaryota; Dinophyceae; Prorocentrales; Prorocentraceae
Source: the annotation of a GenBank genome assembly